AUGUACAGCAUCAUGAUGGAAACGGACUUACAUUCCCCCGUGGUGCCCCAGACCAACCCAUCCAACCCGGGGGCACACGCGGGAGGAGGAGGAGGAGGCGUCGGCAAAAUCCCCCAGGAGAGGAUCAAGAGACCCAUGAACGCCUUCAUGGUCUGGUCCCGGGGCCAGAGGCGGAAAAUGGCACAGGAGAAUCCCAAAAUGCACAACUCUGAGAUCAGCAAGAGGCUGGGAGCAGAGUGGAAGGUGAUGACCGAGGCAGAGAAGAGACCGUUCAUCGACGAGGCGAAGCGGCUCCGGGCCAUGCACAUGAAGGAACACCCGGACUACAAGUACCGGCCAAGGAGGAAGACCAAGACGCUGCUCAAAAAGGACAAGUACUCGCUGGCCGGCGGGCUCCUCGGCUCGUCUGCGGGUGUAGGGAUGGGCGGCGGGCAGCGACUGGAGAGUCCCGGAGGGGGCCACGCAGGUCCGAACGCGGGCUACGCCACGCACGUGAAUGGCUGGGCAAACGGCACCUACUCGGGCCAGGUGGCAGCUGCUGCGGCGGCGGCGCACGCCAUGAUGCAGGAGGCUCAGCUGGCAUACACGCAACACCCGGGCACAGGGGCUCACCCGCACCACCCGCAUCCGCACCAUCACCCGCAUCACCACCCGCACAACCCGCAGCCGGUGCACAGGUACGACAUGAGCGCCUUAUCUUACAGCCCCAUCUCAAACUCUCAGAGCUACAUGAGCGCCUCCCCGCCGGGCUACGGCGGGAUCACCGGCUACACUCACCAACACCAAAGCUCCGGUGUCUCCCCUGUGUCUGGAACGCUCGGAGGGACUUUGGGGUCCCUUGUGAAAUCUGAGCCUAGCGUGAGCCCCCCGGUCUCAACGGCGCGCGCGCCGCCGCCGUGCCCUACGGGGGACCUGCGGGACAUGAUCAGCAUGUAUUUGCCGACCGGCGAGGCAGCGGGGGACUCCUCCGUUCAGAGCAGACUGCAUGUGCUCCACCCGCAGCACUACCAGAGCAGCGGCUCCACUCCGGUAAACGGGACGGUUCCUCUGACUCAUAUUUAA
Messenger RNA from Scomber japonicus (chub mackerel), 1062 nucleotides. It is a transcript of the gene sox1b, whose product is annotated as SRY-box transcription factor 1b. Gene Ontology annotation, molecular function: RNA polymerase II cis-regulatory region sequence-specific DNA binding; DNA-binding transcription factor activity, RNA polymerase II-specific. The record is from RefSeq and is a predicted model, not a curated record. Bases 1 to 1062 code for a protein of 353 amino acids. Gene Ontology annotation, biological process: anatomical structure morphogenesis; cell differentiation; regulation of DNA-templated transcription. Lineage: Eukaryota; Metazoa; Chordata; Actinopteri; Scombriformes; Scombridae. The transcript has a single exon.